Molecule: messenger RNA, 614 nt
Organism: Triticum urartu
Lineage: Eukaryota; Viridiplantae; Streptophyta; Magnoliopsida; Poales; Poaceae
Source: RefSeq, a predicted model, not a curated record
ACUCUCUUCGCAGCAGCAGCAGCGCGGCCCGGCCAGGCCCAGACCGCACCCGACCCCCGAUCUGGUUGAAUCCGUCCAAUCCAAGGAGCACUCGCAAUCGCACCGGCGGCGGAGAUGGGCAGCGACCAUGGCGGCCACGGCCCUAGCGGCGGCGACUUCCGGCAGAAGGUGUGGAGCAUGACCGGCGGGCCCUACUGCCGGCCCGUCCACUGGCGCCGCAACACCGCCAUCGCCAUGGUCGGCAUCUUCCUCGUCUGCAUCCCCAUCGCCAUGAAAUCCGCCGAGCUCGAGCAACGCCCUCACCACCCAGUCCGGCCAAUCCCAUCCCAGCUUUGGUGCAAGAACUUUGGCAAGAAGGAGUACUGAAGGAUGUGCCGACUUUCACAGAGAAAGUCAUUCUUUUACCUUUGUGCCUUCUUUUGUCAUAACCGGUCCUCAGCGACCGAAGCUGGAAGAAGUACGCAGCCAUAGCAUUAUGUAACUCUUGUGACUUCUUAUUAUCACAUACAAGGAGUGCCUGUUUGUUUGCGAUUCAAAUAAACUCGUGAUGCAUGAGCGCCUCUAUGGAUCUACAUUAGGAUCAAAUCCUAUGGUUAUAGACAUCGUCUGUUCUC